Molecule: messenger RNA, 2078 nt
Organism: Scophthalmus maximus (turbot)
Lineage: Eukaryota; Metazoa; Chordata; Actinopteri; Pleuronectiformes; Scophthalmidae
Gene: ahsa1b
Product: AHA1, activator of heat shock protein ATPase homolog 1b
Exons: 9
Coding region: 163-1182 (339 amino acids)
Biological process (GO): positive regulation of ATP-dependent activity; protein folding
Cellular component (GO): cytosol
Molecular function (GO): protein-folding chaperone binding; ATPase activator activity
Source: RefSeq, a predicted model, not a curated record
GAGCACGGCGAUCUUACGGAGGAGCACCGCCUCAGCAGCAGCUCCGGAGGCUUCUAGAAACAACGUGCACCGGGACAGUCAACCGGCAAACUCCCCCGCUCCUCCGCCCCACGCACGUUUCACGUUAUCAUCGUUUUUAAAGAAAAAUUGACUAGCAGCUAAAUGGCUAAGUGGGGCGAAGGGGACCCUCGCUGGAUCGUGGAGGAGCGAGCCGAUGCGACGAAUGUCAACAACUGGCACUGGACCGAACGAGACGCGACAAACUGGUCGUCGGACAAAUUGAAAGCGCUGCUGCUCGGGCUGAGCGUGGAGAACGACGAGGGGAGCUGCGAGGUGACGGAGGUCAGCAAGGUGGAGGGAGAGGCGUCGAUCAACAACCGCAAAGGGAAACUCAUCUUCUUUUACGAAUGGACCCUGAAGGCUACUUGGACCGGAAAGUCAAAAUUGGGAGUCGAGUACAAAGGAACCAUUGAAGUUCCAAAUCUCUCUGAUGAAAACGACAUGGAGGAUCUUGAUAUUUCUGUGUCGCUGAACAAAGACGAACCCGAAACGCCUCUGACCCACCUGAUGAGGACGAAAGGAGCCGAGCAGAUCCGCGAAACCCUGGGAAGCUACGUGGGCUAUUUAAAAACAGAGUUCACUCAGGGAAUGAUCCUGCCAACGGCCAACGGCAUGGCCAAGCUGCAGUCCACGUCACAGUCCAAAGCCAAGGUGGAUAAAACUCAGAUUUCCUCCUCAGGCAGCACGGCUGCUCCGGUCAACACCGGCGUCAAGAUCCCCACCUGCAAAUUCAGCAUGAGGGAAAAGUUCCUCACCUCACCAGCUGAUCUCUACAGGGUCUUCCUCCACCAGGAGAUGGUGCAGGCGUUCACUCACGCUCCGGCCUCGGUGGAAGGAGAGAAGGGCGGAAAGUUCCGUCUGCUAGAAGGAAACGUUUUCGGUGAAUUCACAGAGCUGAUACCCGAUGAGAAAAUAAUUAUGAAGUGGAGGUAUAACAACUGGCCCUCUGAGCACUACGCCACCAUCACCAUGACCUUCCUGGACCGGAGCAGCGAGACGGAGCUGAAGGUGGAGUGUCGGGGCGUCCCGGACCACGAGGAGGACCGGACGAAAGAGGGCUGGAAGAGAUACUACUUCGAGGCUAUCAAACAGACUUUUGGCUACGGAGCGCGGCUCUUCUGAAGACAUAAGGGGUUUAUUACUGUUUGUGCCGUUUCUCCUUCUCGGAUUUUCAAAACUUGGUGUCCUUCAAUAUCUCUGUGGCACAAAAAGACGACGACGUCCCCUGAUUAAAAAUCAUAGCGCGAGUUAAGAAAACGAAAAGAGACGAACGCGGGCAGGCCGACUGGCCGCCCGUCGAUGAGUGUAAAUGUUUUAAUUUCUGAACAUAUAUUUAAAAUCUAGGCUUGUUUUCUUCUCCACUUCAGUAUUUCCGUUCAGUUGGUCGUAGGAGUGUGAGCGGACUGUGCCUCUGGGGAAAAAAAACGAGGAAUGAAAUAAAGCAAAGAAAUAAUCUGUUGAACCACUAAUGCAAAUUGGCCUCUACUUCUAUAAAUAUGUAAUUAUUACAAGAGUGAAAAAUGAAUGGUUUGUUUUUCUUUUAUUUAGGGGAAGAAGAAAAAAAGAUGUUGAGUUGAAAAUUAAUGUUUUCUUAUUCUCUUUUUUUUUUUUUUACUUAAUUUUUCUCUUUACGUGUAACUGUAGUGACAAUGCAUGUUAAAGGCGAAACUGUCCGACGGAGGAAUGACCCACUGGAUUUGAAGCUCACGCGUGAAGUCUGUCUUUUGUCGCUAAGCAGUACUGUACCUUCAGUUGUGUCACAUUCAUACUUGAUUUCAUGCACGUUACGUUCAAGCAAAUGUUUGCAGUGUCGGAUCAUGAAAAGCAUUUCACUUCCUUCAGCAGGUAGCUAGCGUAGCAGCUAAUGAGAUGUUUGGUUUUUUUGCUCUAUUUGGCAUCAAAAUGAACAUUUCCAGUUAAAAAAGGAACUUUUUAGAACGCAAAGCGUCUAUUUAUUCAUCAUUUCAUCUCUCGCGCUGUAAGAAGAUUAGUUUCUCGGAAUAAAACCAAUCCCUGUA